ACACCUGCGCGCCAAACUGUGUUUAUAAGGAAGCGCAUCUGUCAACGAGAUGCUGCUGCCAACAGAAUCCCCGCACUUCUGUCGUUGGUCAGUUCUAAUUUAUCGUCGUCGGAGAUCAUGGAGCAGCCUACUCAUGGAAAAAGAAAGAGUUCCGCCGUGUGGGAAUAUUUUGAUCAUAUAUCGGAAACAAAGGUUAAAUGUCGCAUUUGUACGACAGAAUUGUCGUACGUCAACAAAUCCACCUCCUCAAUGCUGAGGCAUUAUAGGGCCAGGCAUGAACAUGAAGUUCCAGAGACACCCAGGAUAAACUCAGCUACCAGGAAGCAGAUGCUGGAUGAGGCUCUGCUGAACUUCAUUGUGAAGGACUGCUAG
This is a messenger RNA of Nerophis lumbriciformis (worm pipefish), 372 nucleotides long. Lineage: Eukaryota; Metazoa; Chordata; Actinopteri; Syngnathiformes; Syngnathidae. The record is from RefSeq and is a predicted model, not a curated record.